CUGAAAACGAAAAUUGGAGACCUUUCUCAUAAGUAAUACUGAGCACUGCUGCCACACCACACUACACUGCUGCUCCAAAGAAAAAUCAACUGCCAAAUCUUACUCCCAUCCCAUAAGCUCUCAGCCCAGAUUAAAAAUCUGCUCAGAUUCUUUCCCCUGUAAUAGUUUACUUCCUUUUGCUUCGGGUCACGAUCUCCUUCGCUCUUCUCCCCGAGGAGGAAGGCCGGCUUCUUGUAUCCAGCGUCUUGUUCUCCCCACCCACCGACAACCGCGACUGCGCGUCCACGAAGGCACCAACGCACUCGCCAACCCAAUCAUUCCCAAAGACUUUGCUUCCAAUGUACUUCAUAUCAUCGUCUGAUUUGUUGGAUAAUUCAGAGUGAAUCACAGAGAGAGAAAGAGGGAGGUUUGAUCUCCAUCUGGUACAUAAACUGUGAAGAGCUAGCCAUAAGUUCAGUCUGUAUCCAGUGUUGCAGCAAUGGUGCUAGGCCUCCGAACCAAGACGAAGAAGGAUUCUGCCUUCCAUGUAGAUUUCAAUAUCCUCAUCCAAGAAAUCAGCCCAUGGCCCCCUUCUGAAUCCCUGAAGUCUUUGCGCUCUGUGGUUCUCUUUUGGGAAAAUGGCGAGUGCAAUUCAGGGAAGACAAGCACUGUUGCACCUUCAAUUGGGUCUGGUUCUGCAGCGGGGAAGAUUGAAUUCAAUGAGUUCAUAAGCAUACAGGCUGUUUUCCAGAAAGAUGGGUCAUCCAAGAGUGGUAAGUGGCAGAAGAACCUGUUUGAGUUGAAUUUGUAUGAACCAAGGAGGGAUAAGCUGAAGGGCCAGCAUUUGGGAACUGCAAUACUGGACCUAGCGGAGCAUGCGAUGUUUCAUGAGGACACCAGUGUUCCUGUGCCUCUCAACUCCAAGAGGAGCUUCAAAAACAAUGCCCAACCCAUGAUUUACCUCCGAAUCCAGCCUUUGGAUGGGGAUAACUCGAGUGUUUCCUCAAGAGACGCAUUAUCAAAAGAGGCAUCAGUUGAUAAAGAUUCAAAGGAAUUGAUUUCAGCAACAAUGAGUGAGGAUUACACUGAGGAUACUGAGUUUGCUUCCUUUACUGAUGAUGAUGAGGAAGCUCCAUACCCAUACCGCUCGGGUGGGAAUUCUCUUACAGGUAGUGAUAGAUCUCAGGAAUCUCUCAAGGGAAAGGAUAUUAGGAUGGUUGGUAAUGAAGGCACCAGCUCAUCAUUGGAUUCCCAUCGUGAAGUGACAUCAUACAGUACGAAAAUGAGGAGUGAAGAAGUUGAAAAGUAUCCAAUUCAAGUCCAAAAGACAAAUGGCCAUCCAGGGAGUCUGUCUCUAUUAUCAGAUUUGCCAAGAGAACAAACUCCAUCUAUUCCACCACACAAUGCGUUCAGAAGCGGUCGUAAAAUGUCAUUUGCAUAUGGUAUGACCGAAUCCAACCAAAGACACUUUGGGGAGAGAACUUAUAGCACUUUAACUACUGAUAGAGCAAAGAAUAUGAGGUUCAGUAUGAGAGUUCCUGAUGUUAAUGGAAGCGUCAUAAAUAAGAAAGUUGAUCCCCAAAAGGAGGAAGUGAAGGAUGUUGAUUCCCAGGAUAUUGCGAUUGCUCAUGAGAAUAAGGUCAGUGCUGAUAAUAGAUUGCAAGUCCAGGAGCCAAUACGCAUUUCAAAUAAUCGAAAUGACAGCAAAGUUCGAGAACUAGAACUUAAGGUUGAAUUGCUUGAAGCUGAGCUACGAGAAGCCGCCGCCGCUGAGAUAGGCCUUUAUUCGGUAAUUGCAGAACAUGGUAGCUCAGCAAACAAGGUCCAUACACCAGCACGAAGGCUCUCCAGGCAUUUUGUUCAUGCACUAAAAAACUGUUCGAGAGACAAGAUGGGAAGUGCAGCAAGGAGUGCUACCUCUGGGCUAGUUUUGGUUGCAAAAGCUUGCGGAUAUGACAUUGCAAGGUUGAGUUUCUGGUUGUCAAACUGUGUGGUACUGCGAGCAAUUGUUACUGAAACUUCUAAGCAAUCAGGCUCUACAAAUGGCAUCAGUUCUGCUGAUUAUAGUUCCAAAGCAACAUACAGGAAAAAUUCUGCAUCAAUGUGGGAGUCACUUAAUAGGAAGAAAGGAAAAUUACUUGCCCCUGAGUUUGAUAACUGGGAAGAUGUCGAUACAUUUAUAGCUGCACUAAAGAAGAUUGAAUCAUGGAUAUUUUCACGAAUUGUUGAAACCCUUUGGUGGCAGACAUUCACACCACAUAUGCAAUCUGCCCAUACAACCAGUGACUUGAAAACUAGUUCGAAUGCAAAGAAAAGCUACGGAAGGAUUACUGUUGUGGGCAACCAGCAACAAGCAACCAUAUCGAUGGACAUAUGGAAGAAGGCUUUCAAGGAAGCGUCAGAAAGGCUUUGCCCAGUAAGGGAAGCUGGACAUGAGUGUGGAUGUCUGCCUAUGUUGGCCAAAUUGGUGAUGGAGCAAUGCGUCGCUAGAUUGGAUGUAGCAAUGUUCAAUGCUAUUUUGCGCGAAUCAGAUGAUGAAAUUCCUACAGACCCCAUGUCUGACCCAAUAACUGAUCCUAAGGUUCUUCCGAUCCCAUCUGGGAAAUUCAGCUUCGGUGCUGGGGUCCAACUGAAAAAUGCUAUUGGCAGCUGGUCUAGAUGUCUUUCUGACAUGUUUGGUAUGGAUAUGGAUGACUAUCCAGAAGUUGAGAAUGUGGAUGGUGAAACUGGCUUUGCUGAAUCCCGCAAGCCAUUCUAUCUCCUGAAUGCAUUGAGUGAUCUCCUAAUGCUCCCCAAGGAUGUGCUCAUGGAUACCAGUGCUAGGAAAGAGCUUUGUCCUACCUUUAGUUCAUCAAUCAUCAAGAACAUCCUUGAUCUCUUUGUACCGGAUGAAUUUUGCCCAGAUCCAAUUCAAGAUUCUUUACUUCAAGCACUAGAAUUGGAGGACCACCUGCAGGGCAACAACAAGGGCAUACGAUCGAUCCCAUGCAGUGCAUCGCGCAUCUUGUACAAUUCACCUGCAUCUGGAGCAAUACUAAGCGUCAUCGGCGAUCCAAGGAAGAGUGGAUCAGCCAUCCUCCGCAAGUCCAACACGAGCGACGACGAGCUCGAUGAACUAAGCUCUCCACUGACCUUCAUCUCCAACACGUCGUCGAACCCGCUUGCGAAGCUGAAGCGGAUCAACAACUCGAACAUCGCAAGGUACAGGCUCCUCCACGAGGUGUGGAAGCUGGAUGACCAGUAGCAACCCGUCCUCGCCUCACCAUGUUUUUCUCCUGUAAAUAUGUGUAAGCUUUCCAUUUCCCAUAUGAUUCCAGCUCAUGUGCAAGAUUUCAGUUUUCGUAUGUUGUCACAAGCAAGACCAGAGGGGGAAGAAACUACAAUGCUUGAGUUUUUAAUAAAUUCGGUUUGCCUGAUUGCAAAACUGUUGUAUAUUCUCUCAGAUGUGAACUAUUUGUCGUUCAGAAAGAAAAAAAAUGAGAAUUUUGUGUGAUCUCAACCGUUCAAUGGAUCCAUC
Molecule: messenger RNA, 3496 nt
Organism: Phragmites australis (common reed)
Lineage: Eukaryota; Viridiplantae; Streptophyta; Magnoliopsida; Poales; Poaceae
Exons: 9
Coding region: 479-3223 (914 amino acids)
Cellular component (GO): nuclear pore
Source: RefSeq, a predicted model, not a curated record